AAAAGUCAUCGCUUAGACCACAGUUAAAGUACAUGCUAUAUAUUUUCCCUUUCUCCUCUCUCUCUAUACCAAACGUAGAUCCACACUACACUCAAUCCUUAGCUGUUUCUCUCUCUAUCUGGUAAUCAGAUGAAGGAAGUUGAGAAUUAAUGCCCUGUAUCAGUUUGACUCAUAGAAUUUAUGCGGUGGACGGUUAUUAAAAGAAUGGGUUCACUUUGCAGUAAACAGCGACAUUGCAAUCAGGCUGAUUCUGAAGAAAACGCACAGACUGCAGAAAUAGAAAGACGGAUAGAGCAAGAAACAAAGGCGGAGAAGCAUAUUCAAAAACUUCUACUUCUUGGUGCUGGAGAUUCAGGGAAGUCCACCAUUUUCAAGCAGAUAAAACUUUUAUUUCAGAGUGGUUUUGAUGAGGCAGAGCUAAAGGGCUACACCCCUGUCAUCCAUGCCAAUGUUUAUCAGACAAUAAAAAUACUACAUGAUGGAGCGAAGGAGUUGGCUCAAACAGAAGAAGAUCCCUUGAAGUAUACUAUAUCUGAUGAAAACAAGGAAAAUGGGGAGAAACUUGCAGAAAUUGGUGGUAGGUUGGAUUAUCCAUGUCUCACCAAAGAGCUGGCAGAAGAGAUAGAAGCUCUUUGGAGAGACAAUGCCAUACAGGAAACAUAUUCACGUGGUAAUGAACUGCAAGUUCCUGACUGCACCCAAUAUUUUAUGGAAAAUUUGCAAAGAUUGUCUGAUACAAAUUAUGUUCCCACAAAGGAAGAUGUUCUUUAUGCUAGGGUUCGCACAACUGGUGUUGUAGAAAUUCAAUUCAGCCCAGUUGGUCAGAAAAAAAGAAGUGGUGAAGUAUAUCGACUCUUCGAUGUUGGAGGCCAGAGAAAUGAGAGAAGAAAGUGGAUCCAUCUUUUUGAGGGUGUUACAGCUGUGAUAUUUUGUGUGGCUAUAAGCGAGUAUGAUCGAACGCUCUUCGAGGAUGAUAACAAGAAUCGAAUGACAGAGACUAAGGAGCUCUUUGAAUGGGUCCUGAAGCAACCAUGCUUCGAGAAAACUGCAUUCAUGCUGUUUCUAAACAAAUUUGAUUUAUUCGAGAAGAAGGUUCUGCAAGUCCCUCUGAAUGUAUGUGAGUGGUACAAGGAUUACCAGCCAGUUUCAACUGGAAAACAGGAAAUUGAGCAUGCAUACGAGUUUGUGAAGAAGAAAUUCGAGGAAUUAUAUUUUCAGAGCACUGCACCAGAAUGUGUCGACCGGGUGUUCAAGAUCUACAGGACCACUGCACUCGAUCAGAAACUCAUAAAGAAGACUUUCAAACUUGUAGACGAGACUUUGAGAAGGCGAAAUCUAUUUGAAGCAGGUUUAUUGUGAUGCCAAAAGGUUGACAUAGAAGAUCUCAAGAUUUUUGGAUCCAAUUAAUUUUUUUGGCUUUUGUUUGUUUUGAACUCCUGUCUUUUAUUUAUUUUUUUCAAUUUUCUCAGCCAAAAAUCUUGCAGAAAAUUUUUCUUAUACAAGGAUGGAUCGGUUUACAUUUUUAAUAAUAUAUUCUUUUGACAUUUA
This is a messenger RNA of Olea europaea var. sylvestris, 1548 nucleotides long. Its product is annotated as guanine nucleotide-binding protein alpha-1 subunit. Gene Ontology annotation, molecular function: GTPase activity; guanyl nucleotide binding; G-protein beta/gamma-subunit complex binding. The record is from RefSeq and is a predicted model, not a curated record. The transcript has 14 exons. NCBI's taxonomy places the organism in Eukaryota, Viridiplantae, Streptophyta, Magnoliopsida, Lamiales, Oleaceae. Gene Ontology annotation, biological process: adenylate cyclase-modulating G protein-coupled receptor signaling pathway. Gene Ontology annotation, cellular component: heterotrimeric G-protein complex. The coding region runs from base 181 to 1359 and encodes 392 amino acids.